This is a messenger RNA of Erpetoichthys calabaricus (reedfish), 1853 nucleotides long. It is a transcript of the gene snw1, whose product is annotated as SNW domain containing 1. The record is from RefSeq and is a predicted model, not a curated record. Gene Ontology annotation, biological process: mRNA splicing, via spliceosome. Gene Ontology annotation, cellular component: spliceosomal complex. Lineage: Eukaryota; Metazoa; Chordata; Cladistia; Polypteriformes; Polypteridae.
CGUCACUUGGACGUUCAGUGACGUCAGACGGCACGUUUACACUUUGCAGCGAGGAAUCAAGAUGUCGUUGACGAGCUUUUUACCCGCUCCGACUCAGCUAUCCCAGGACCAACUGGAAGCUGAAGAAAGGUCGCGAGCCCAGAAGUCCAAGUCCAGUGCGCUCGUUUCGUCAAGAAGAGAACCACCACCUUAUGGCUACAGGAAGGGCUGGAUCCCUAGAUUGCUUGAGGACUUUGGAGAUGGAGGUGCUUUCCCAGAAAUCCAUGUUGCUCAGUAUCCAUUGGAAAUGGGUAGGAAAAAGAAGACCUCCAAUGCAUUGGCAGUUCAAGUUGAUGCAGAAGGCAAGAUAAAAUAUGAUGCAAUUGCACGACAAGGACAAGGAAAAGAGAAGGUUAUAUAUAGCAAAUUUUCAGAUUUGAUUCCCAAAGAAGUCCUGAAUGAAGAUGAUCCAGACCUACAGAGACCAGAUGAUGAAGCCAUCAGAGAGUUAACAGAAAAGACCAGGAGUUCCCUUGAAAAACUGGCUUCUCAGAAGAUAGCAGCUGCAAUGCCUGUUCGAGCAGCAGAUAAGCAGGCCCCUGCUCAGUAUAUACGAUAUACACCAUCUCAGCAAGGAGUUGCAUUUAAUUCUGGAGCAAAGCAAAGAGUUAUCAGGAUGGUUGAAAUGCAGAAGGAUCCUAUGGAACCUCCACGAUUCAAGAUUAAUAAAAAAAUUCCCCGUGGACCACCAUCUCCACCUGCUCCAGUUAUGCAUUCACCAAGCAGAAAGAUGACUGUGAAAGAACAGCAAGAAUGGAAGAUUCCACCGUGCAUUUCAAACUGGAAGAAUGCAAAGGGUUACACAAUUCCUUUAGACAAACGUUUAGCGGCCGAUGGCCGGGGUCUACAGACUGUUCACAUAAAUGAAAAUUUUGCAAAGCUUGCCGAAGCACUAUACAUUGCAGACAGAAAGGCUCGUGAAGCAGUAGAAAUGCGUGCUCAAGUGGAAAGAAAAAUUGCUCAGAAAGAAAAAGAGAAAAAAGAAGAAAAGCUCAGGGAAUUGGCACAAAUGGCAAGAGAUAGAAGAGCGGGCAUCAAAAGUCAUGUGGAGAAAGAAGAUGGAGAAGCUAGAGAACGUGAAGAAAUUAGGCAAGAGAGACGAAAAGAAAGGCAGCAUGACAGAAAUCUUUCUAGAGCAGCUCCUGACAAAAGAUCAAAGUUGCAGAGGGACCAAGAUAGGGAUAUUAGUGAACUUAUUGCAUUGGGACAACCCAAUCCACGCGCGUCUAAUGAAGUCCAGUUUGACCAGCGUCUCUUCAAUUCUGCAAAGGGAAUGGAUAGUGGUUUUGCAGGUGGCGAAGACGAGACCUACAAUGUCUAUGAUCAGCCUUGGAGAGGUGGGCGAGAUAUGGCUCAGAAUAUCUACAGACCUUCUAAGAGUACUGACAAAGAUAUUUAUGGAGAUGAUUUAGACACACUAAUGCAGAAUAACAGAUUUGUGCCUGAUAGAGAGUUCUCUGGCACGGACCGUAGGCAGCGAAGAGAAGGGCCUGUACAGUUUGAAGAGGAUCCAUUCGGUCUGGAUAAGUUCUUGGAGGAGGCCAAACAGCAUGGAGUCUCCAAACGGCCUGCAGAAUUUGGACGAUCCAAAGAUGACAAGAAACGAAGAAAAGAGUAAACCAUCCCAUCCCUGUUCAUAAACUACUGCAUCUGUUUCUAGUAGCAUAGCAAGCUUGUACCUGUCAAUGGCACCUAAUUCAUAGGGGAUGGUCAGUUUUUAAAAUGUUACUGUAUUUAACUUUUUUUUUUUUGGUAUCAGUCAAGCAGAUGUGUUGUAUUUAAUUCCAAUAUCAAAUAAACCUUGUAUAUAAAGA